AUGCUCAGCAGUUUCAAGUACACAUUCAGCCAAACCAAGUACGUCGCUCACCGGGCGGCGUGUGGACUGCACGUGAUUGAUGAAGUGAAGCGCUUCCGUGCGCUAGUGUGCACUCUGUUCUGCAGCAUCUGUGUCUCACUUGUGUUCGCUUUCGACCUCUUCAGUGAUCAGUUCCAAAGCCGCUUCAACCUCUCCGAUGGUGAUCUCUCCACGAUCAGCACAGUCGGUGUGGUGCUCUGCUACUUUGUGAUUCCGUAUGGUGUUCUCUACGAUCAUAUCGGCCCACUGCCGCUGUUUGUGAUUGCCGGCGUGACGGGGUUCAUUGGCUGCCUUGGCCUCGGGCUCAUAUUCGACGGCAAAAUCAAGGGCAACACUGCGACCAUCUCGAUCUUCUACGGCUUCAUGAACACGUGCAGUGGCCUCUUCGACGCCGCGUCGAUUGUCACGCUGGUGGAACUCUUUCCACGCAACCGUGGUCCCGUGAUCGGAUUGGCCAAGGUGAUGACGGGUCUUGGCAGCUCCGUCAUCUCCUCCAUCAAUCGCGGCUUCUUCUCCAACAACAUCAGCGGCUUCAUCUACUUCAUCAUGGCCCUCACGGUGCUUGUCUCGGUGGUGGGGAUGCUUCUCAUUGCGCUGCCGCCGUACUUUGUGAACUGGUGGCGCGCCCGCAACAAGACAGGGGAGCAGAUUGCCGCCCUGGCAUCGUUGAAGUCCAUCUACGCGAAGAAGUUCGUUCCGGUGCGCCGCAUUGCGUAUGGCUACGUCAUGGUGAUCUGUCUCGUCAUUUUCUUUGCCACCACAGCCCCAAUACUGGCGUACACGAAGGUGUCAGACGGCGGCAAGGCGGUCAUCGGUGGCAUCACAAUGGUGCUGUGCAUGUCCUUCUGGGUGAUGGCGAUGCCGAUUCCCUGGCUCGGUGGUGUGAACGAGCCUUUGGAGCAGCAGAGCAGCACCUUUGACGAUGCCGAGGGCGAGGUCCUGGCUGUCGAGGGCCGAAAGCCGAAUGGCCUGACUUCCGUGGAGCCACUGGGGACCGGGAACGAGCCUCUCGGCAUAUCUCCCGUCAGCAACGACGAUGCGGCGCGCGACCAGUCCCUUGUUGACGUGGAGGCCGUCGAGGAUGGCCCGCAGGACCCUCGCUACGGUGGCACAAUCUGGGAGACGCUCAUGCGCCCUGACAUUUGGCUCAUCCUCAUUGCAUUUGUCUGCCAGGGUGCCCUUGGCACAAUUGUCACGUACAACGGCAGCACCAUCUACGUUGCCCGCACAGGCCGCCCGCGUACCGCGGAGCUGGGCUCCCUCUACACCGCCUUCAUUGGCGUGGGCAGCGCCGUAGGUCGCAUCUCGAUGGGUCUGUUCGAGGCGUACGUGCAGCACCAGAGCCCGGAGAACCGCAAGGUGCUUGUUACGAUCGCCCUGCCUGUCGCCCCGGCCAUUGCCACAAUUGCCGGUAUUCUGAUCCUUGUGCUUCCUGGUGACGCUCUCCUCUUUCCGUACAUCCUCGUCUACUUCGAGGAGGGCAUCUUCAACGGCGUGCGUGCGCUCAUCUUCCCCUGCAUUUUCGCCGGCCACCACGGGAUCCUGUACAACAUGAGCUUUUGCACCAACGUCAUUGGCGUCAUCUGUUUCAAUCGCUUCCUCUUCGGCCUCAUCGUGGACAAGGAGCGCGAGAAGAUGGGCAACACAGUGGAGCAGGGUUGCACGCUCCGCGCGUGCGUUCAGACACCUAUCAUCGUCGUCACGUGCACGGCGGCCUUAGCGACGGUGCUGGCAACCGUUGUACAUAUUCGCUAUGCGCGCUUCGUGACGCAGUACCGCACGCCUUUGAAGAAGAUGGCUUUGUAG
This is a messenger RNA of Leishmania braziliensis MHOM/BR/75/M2904, 1845 nucleotides long. RefSeq lists its product as hypothetical. Gene Ontology annotation, biological process: transmembrane transport. The transcript has a single exon. Bases 1 to 1845 code for a protein of 614 amino acids. The record is from RefSeq and is a predicted model, not a curated record. Gene Ontology annotation, molecular function: transmembrane transporter activity. Gene Ontology annotation, cellular component: membrane. NCBI's taxonomy places the organism in Eukaryota, Euglenozoa, Kinetoplastea, Trypanosomatida, Trypanosomatidae.